AUGAAAGCAGCCGGUCUCAGCGCCCUCUUGCCGCUCACACCACCCGUGGCAGUGCCGACCUUGUGGCUCACGGCAUGUGCGGCAUGGAGCAGUGGAUGGCAGAGCUGCAGGGCACACCGGGGGCAUGGCGAGGGGCAUGGCGAGGGGCAUGGCGAGGGGCAUGGCGAGGGGCAUGGCGAGGGACAUGGCGAGGGGCAUGGCGAGGGGCAUGGCGAGGGGCAUGGCGAGGGGCAUGGCGAGGGGCACAGAGGAGAGCAGGUGACAGGAGGGGCGCAGCAUCCUCCGGCUGCGGCUGGUGGCAACGCUGGCAGCUCGCUGCCCAGCCUGGCGGCGCACCCACCCUCUCAUGGCCACCUGUCACCGGGAUUGCAUGAGUGGGGCGACUGCACAGGUGGCAGCGGCAGUGGCAGUGGCAGUGGCGAGUGGCAGCUGAUUGCGUCGCCUCCCUCCCCCCUCCACCUCAUCGGCCUGGACUCCUCCCUCCACUCGCCCUCGCUCCACCCUCACUCACACGUCGCCUCUCACACGUCCCCCUCCACCCCUCCCUCACUGCAUCUGCCCCCCCUGUCCCUGCCACCGCUCCUGCUGCCGCCCCUCCACCUGCCCGCCCUGCCCUCAUGCGACCACGUGGGGUCGUCCCCCGCGCCCCCCACGCCCCACGGCAGCCGCCUCUCCCACUGCAGCACACCCGCCCAGCACACAGAGGCAGGCAUGGGUGGGGCGCAGGGUCAACGGGAGGCUGGGGAAGGUGCAAGUGGAGUUGCACUGAGCAAUGGAGAUGGGAGGGGUGUGCUUGACGGUGAAUGGAGAUGGGAGGGGUGUGCUUGA
This is a messenger RNA of Closterium sp. NIES-65, 828 nucleotides long. NCBI's taxonomy places the organism in Eukaryota, Viridiplantae, Streptophyta, Zygnematophyceae, Desmidiales, Closteriaceae. The record is from the annotation of a GenBank genome assembly.